CUACAGGAAGUCAAACAACAACAACAGACAUACCCAUGCUUCCACGUGAAGACAUCAUGGAUGUAUAAUAAUAAGAAGUCAUGGCUGAGAGGGGAGAAGCGGACUUUAAUGAUAUCUUAGAUGACUGGUUCAUCGAGUCGCUGAAGACGUACAAAGAUCUCCAUGUGUAUCAGCUGGAACAUCCCACCCAGGUCAUCGAGUGGACGUCAGGGAAGACCGUGUGUGUCGCAGGAUACAGCUCGUCUAAAAAUGAAAUUCUUGAGCUACAGUUGCCUCUGAAACUCUUCGCUGAGGAAAAUAAGGGUCUCUGUGCAGAACGGGAUUUUAAAGUAGUCCAUGGGGGGUUCACGGAGGGUCCUGUUCGCUGCCUCCGACACGUCCCAGGAACAAGGUGUGUUGUUACCAACGAUGGGUUGACCUCCGACCUGCAGGUGUGGACCGUCGGAGGAGACGACAGCGACGUGAUCAGAAGAACAGGAAGUGUCGCAGGGAGGAAGACGAGGAGGAAGAAGAGUGAUUCAGAAGGAGGCAGCAGGAUCGCAGCCCGACACUCGUCACAAGUUCUUCAUGGAGCUCAGAGCGACGACAUCCAGCUGACACAACUGACCUCAGGACAGAUCCUCUACACACCAGAGAUUACCUCCUCCGAUCCUCUGAGCUCUCUGCAGUUUGUGAGCGACGACGUCUUCCUCGCCGGCUGCUGCAACGGGAACGUUUACAUCGCCGACACUCGGGCGUCCGCCUCCCCUCAGCUCUCACCUGCACCUCCAGGUGAGUCUGUCCUCUGGUGGACGGACGCCGCGGCAGGUGCGUCCAGCGGCAGCUUCAUCAGAGUGUCCUCGUCUGGACUGGCUGAGAUUUCAGACUUAAGGAACCCGGGAGCAGCGGUGAGCCGGGCUCAGCUGUCCGUCCAAUCACGUCGCUGCAACCCGGGCGAUGUCACAGUGUCGUGGGCUCCGGCUCUGAACGACUGCAUCGCAGUGUCCGGCUUCAGUGGACUGGUGCAGAUCUACAACACGUCGGGGUGGGGGGCGGAGCUGCAGGAAGUCCAGCCGCUGUUUGAGCAUCGCGGCCACGCAGUUUCAUCGCAGUCUGACGAGGGCGACGUGUUCGCCACGUCCCAGCUGUGGCACCCCGAGCGGCCGCGGACGCUGCUGUCUGCGGCCUCGGACGGCUCUGUACACGUGUGGGACUGGGUCGACCAAUCGGAUGCCGACAGGUAAAAACUAAAGACAAAGUUCACGUAGGAGGAGAAGGAUGUUCAACGGACUGAAGAAGCAUUUCACUGAAACUACAAGAAACACAGCAUGACCGUCUGGAGAAAAAUCACUCAAUUUGGUCGCAGAAAAAUCCUCAGUAAAUGGCAGGAAACAUGAACAGCAUUUUGAUUAAUAAUUAAAACACAAAUUAAAUCCGAUGGCUUCUUGUUUUUGUAUUACAGCAAAAAUGAGUAUCCAUUAAUAAAUACAUUCACUGCACAGCAACAGGAACGUUUUAAAAGAGUCAUUCUUACCUCUAGUGGCAUCUUGCCAUGCUUAUAGUUUUAGAUUUCAUGUGCUGACUUUGAGGUUUUUCCAAACUCGUAUUCAAACUUUAAGUAAUGCUUGCAUUCGGGUUAGACUAAUUAGAUUUCACUUUUUGAUAUACUGAACCUUGUAAAAAGGUUAUAUUUGCUAGAUAAAUUACCUCUAUUGAAAGUGGGUUCAGAGUUUCUGCAAAGAUUCUCUAAGGAGCACAAAAUACAAAGCAUGCCCUCUGCUGUACCAGGGUUGAGACGACCAUCUGCAGGGACAGAUAACACGGGUUGAUCAUAAAGUGUGUUUUUGGGUCAUUGGGUGACCCCCUUUUCAAAUCCCAACAUGCCACAUCUGCAAUACAGCGAGAACCAACUCUGUGGUUUGAAAUGGACUAACUUCUUCAUUAGGGAACAAUGAGGGAAGUGCGACAGUUUUUACUUGUUUGUGCGUCCUGUGAAAAGGUCAGAAAAAGUUUUAAACGUUUGUUAGUCCAUUUGUCCCUAACAUGUUUUGGUUAACUGAAAUAAAAUAUCCCAAACUUGU
Molecule: messenger RNA, 2060 nt
Organism: Trematomus bernacchii (emerald rockcod)
Lineage: Eukaryota; Metazoa; Chordata; Actinopteri; Perciformes; Nototheniidae
Gene: wdr73
Product: WD repeat domain 73
Exons: 8
Coding region: 81-1223 (380 amino acids)
Biological process (GO): cytoplasmic microtubule organization
Cellular component (GO): cytosol; spindle pole
Molecular function (GO): protein binding
Source: RefSeq, a predicted model, not a curated record